ACUCGUCUGCUGUUCAUGCCAUAGGUUAGAGAGCUAGCACAAGUAAGCUAGGUUAGCGUCGCGCCAGGCCUCCAGCGAAACAGCGGGAGAGCGACCGAGAUCAGACCCAGCUAUUCGGGAAGGAGACGACCACCCCAUUUAUGUGUCUGCAUGAGAACAGUUAAAAUCCCAGAAAUAUGGUGGUUCUCAAAAUUCGAGACCAGCCUGCUUUGCUGAAAGCUAUUUUCAAUGUGGACCCAGAUGAAGUACGCUCACUCAUAUUCAAAAAAGAGGAUGUGAAUGCACAGGACAAUGAGAAGCGAACUCCACUGCAUGCUGCUGCCUAUCUCGGAGAUGCAGAAAUUAUAGAGCUGCUGAUUCUUUCAGGUGCCAGAGUAAAUGCCAAAGAUAACAAGUGGCUCACUCCUCUGCAUCGGGCUGUGGCCUCCUGCAGUGAGGAGGCUGUCCAGGUUUUGCUGAAACACUCGGCCGACGUAAACGCCAGAGACAAGAACUGGCAGACGCCGCUUCACAUCGCCGCGGCCAAUAAGGCUGUACGCUGCGCCGAGGCCCUCGUCCCGCUGCUCAGCAAUGUGAAUGUGUCGGACAGAGCAGGCCGGACUGCGCUGCACCAUGCAGCCUUCAGCGGCCAUCUGGAGAUGGUGAGGCUGUUGCUCUCCAGAGGAGCAAACAUCAAUGCCUUUGACAAGAAGGAUCGGCGGGCAAUCCACUGGGCAGCCUACAUGGGGCACAUAGAAGUGGUGAAGCUGCUGGCAUCUCACGGAGCCGAGGUGGCCUGCAAAGAUAAGAAAUCGUACACCCCCCUACAUGCUGCAGCCUCCAGUGGAAUGAUUAGUGUUGUCAAAUACCUCCUGGACUUGGGGGUGGAUAUCAAUGAGCCCAAUGCAUACGGCAACACGCCGCUCCACGUGGCCUGCUACAACGGGCAGGAUGUGGUGGUGAACGAGCUCAUUGAAAGUGGAGCCAACGUCAACCAGGUGAACGAGAAGGGCUUUGCACCUCUGCAUUUCACCGCCGCCUCGCGCCACGGGGCACUUUGUCUUGAACUGCUCGUCUGCAACGGGGCUGACGUCAACAUCAAGAGUAAAGACGGCAAGACUCCCCUCCACAUGACAGCCAUCCACGGGAGGUUUUCUAGAUCCCAAGCAAUCAUUGAGAAUGGUGCUGAGAUUGACUGUGAAGAUAAAAACGGAAACACACCACUGCACAUUGCAGCCCGCUACGGACACGAGCUCCUCAUAAACACCCUCAUCACCAACAGAGCUGACACGGCUAGACGAGGGGUUCACGGUAUGUUCCCACUGCAUUUGGCUGCUCUCAGUGGAUUCUCUGACUGCUGCCGAAAGCUCCUGUCUUCAGGCUUUGAUAUUGAUACUCCCGAUGACUUUGGAAGGACCUGUUUACAUGCUGCAGCUGCUGGAGGAAACUUGGAAUGUCUCAAUCUCCUCCUCAACACGGGUGCAGACUUUAAUAGGAAGGACAGCUUCGGCAGGACCCCGCUGCACUACGCCGCUGCCAACUGUAACUACCAGUGCCUGUUUGCACUGGUGGGCUCAGGGGCCAGCGUCAAUGACCUCGACGAACGUGGCUGCACUCCCCUCCACUACGCCGCCGCCUCGGACACAGAUGGAAAGUGCCUGGAGUACUUACUGCGGAAUGAUGCAAAUCCAGGGAUCCGGGACAAUCAGGGCUACAACGCUGUGCACUACGCCUCGGCGUACGGACAUCGCCUCUGUCUGGAGCUGAUUGCAAGUGAAACACCUCUAGAUGUGCUAAUGGAAACCUCAGGGACAGACAUCCUGAAUGAAUCUGAUGUCAGAGCUCCUGUCAGCCCCUUGCACCUUGCUGCGUACCAUGGUCACCACCAAGCUAUGGAGGUGUUGGUGCAGUCUCUGCUGGAUCUUGAUGUAAGAAACAUCCAGGGACGUACACCCUUAGACCUGGCUGCUUUCAAGGGUCACGUCGAGUGUGUGGAUGUUCUAAUCAAUCAAGGAGCCUCCAUCCUCGUCAAAGACUUCACCCUGAAGCGAACCCCCAUCCAUGCUGCAGCUACCAACGGUCAUUCAGAAUGUUUGCGUUUGCUGAUUGGAAAUUCUGAUCUUCAAAGUGCAGUAGAUAUUCAAGAUGGGAACGGACAAACACCUCUGAUGCUGUCGGUCCUGAGUGGACACACAGAUUGUGUUUAUUCUCUGUUGAAUAAGGGAGCGAGUGUAGAAGCCAAAGACAAGUGGGGGCGGACGGCCCUGCAUAGAGGAGCCGUGACCGGUCACGAGGAAUGUGUGGAGGCCUUGCUUCAGCACAGCGCCAACUUCCUGGUGCGAGACUGCAAAGGGCGCACACCGGUCCACCUGGCAGCAGCCUGUGGACACACUGGGGUACUAGGAGGACUGCUGCAUGCUGCCCAAACAGUGGAAACUCUCCCCGUCUUAACAGACAACCAUGGCUACACCCCACUGCACUGGGCCUGCUACAAUGGUCACGAUACAUGUGUGGAGGUUUUGUUGGAGCAAGAAGUUUUUCACAAGGCCGACGGGAAUUCUUUCAGCCCCCUCCACUGUUCUGUGAUCCACGAUAACGAAGGUGCAGCUGAGAUGCUGAUAGACACUCUGGGCCCUGCCAUUGUCAAUGCCAAAGACAGUAAAAACAGAACACCCCUGCAUGCAGCAGCCUUCACUGACCAUGUGGAGUGUCUCCAGCUGCUGCUGAGCCACAACGCUCAGGUCAACAGUAUCGACACCACAGGGAAGACGUCACUCAUGAUGGCUGCUGAGAAUGGCCAGACCAAUGCUGUCGAACUUCUGGUAAGCAGUGCGAAAGCAGAUCUCACUCUGCAGGAUGCUGUGAAGAACACUGCACUUCACCUGGCCUGCAGUAAGGGACAUGAAACCAGUGCCUUGUUGAUAUUGGAAAAGAUUUCAGACAGAAACCUCAUAAAUGCCACUAAUGCCGCCUUACAGACGCCUCUACAUGUGGCUGCAAGAAACGGUCUGACUGUGGUGGUGCAAGAGCUGCUUGCAAAAGGAGCCAGUGUACUUGCAGUGGAUGAAAACGGUUACACACCCGCCUUGGCUUGUGCCCCCAACAAAGAUGUUGCAGACUGCCUCGCCCUCAUCCUGGCCACCAUGAUGCCUGUGUCCCCCUGCGCCCCGGCACCCACCCUCCCUUUCAGUGCCAUUAACCACUACACCACCAGCCCCUCCAAGAGCGUCACCUUCGACAGUCUGCCCGUGCUGCGCGGCGAGCACAGCUCCUACUGCAGCUUCAACAACGUCAGCCAUCACGAGGGCUUCUACAAGGACGAGGAGCUCAACGACUCGGAUUCAGAGACGUACUGAGGGACAGGAGGAGGAGAUAGAAACAUAAACACACACACACACACUGUGUCUUAAUAAAUCACCCACCGCCAGCUUUGGAGGGCAGAAGAAGAGAAAAGCCCCCACAGGAGCCUUAAAGAGUCCCCCCCCCCCCCCCCCACCACCCCACUUAGAAAAGAGAGGAAGCGAGGGAGGAGGUGCAGCAGGCUGGCCCACACUCAUCCCGACCUCAUCCAGCACCAGGUGUCCUUCCAGCUGAUACAGGACCUUAGUAACCGCUGCUUUACCGACACUGACUUGCUGAGUGCUUGUUGGGCAGACAGCGACAUUUGUACGGCAAUAACAUGCUGAAGAGGGAUGGUAGCACUUCACCGAGAGCUAGACUGACAGGGACCAGAAGACGUGGAUGCAUUUUAACCCAGUUUUAAUUGUGUACAUGAGAUUAAGAAGUUAAUGGGUAUAUCGGUUCGUCUGGGAAGAGAGAUUUCCUUUUUGAAAUUUUGUUGGGGAGGAGGUUAAAUACCGCACACUACGUUUGAAUGCGCUUGUAUUUCAAAUCUGUAAGUCAUACAGGGGGAAAGUCAUUUAUUUUUUGAGAUCCAAAUUUUAAUAUUCCCAUGUUCAUGUCUUAAACUCCUUAUCCUCUAGGGAAAAAAAAUCUGAAUUUCUGACCUGAGUAAUUUAAAAACAUUUGAUAUGUGCAACAGGUUAUUUUUAAGUUGAUCGACCGUACCUUUGUGUAUUGACUUGUCCACUGCGGUUUAGUCUUUCAAGAAUAAAUUAUUUGUGUACGUUUGGUUCCUAUUUAUGUGUUUAUUUUGUGCCUUCAUUAGUUACUGAGAGCAGAUGGGUGUGUAGAGGCAGCUGUGAUGCUCACUAGGUAAGUAAUGAAACGACUGUAAGAAGCACUGAUCCAACACUGAGCUACCUAACGCUCGGCUUUGUGAGGAGAAACACUGUAAACCAAUGACAGGGCAGCGUUUGAUUUUCUUCUGUUUGAAUGAAUUUUUCUUUUGCUCCUAUAUUAGUCAAUGUUUGUUGACAGGUUUUGCUUGCUUUAAAUUCAGAAAAAAGAAACCACUCGAUUCUACCGUGAUUCAAAAAUCCCGUUUCUGUCUGUUGAGAAAUAAUUUUAACUGGAAAUAUGUACAAUACAUUUGCUAGCUUCAUUUGAAUGGAAAAGAUAUUUGUUUCUUUUCCUGGCUUUUUCUUGAAGAAGGAUGAAACUAGCAUGUAUAUAGAAAUUGUGACUGUGAAUUCAAAGCUCCAGUGAAUUCUUUCAUUACUGAGAUUGCUGUAUAUUUUAUGAGUAAUAAAGAAAUGAGUUAUUUAAUAAUGA
Platichthys flesus (European flounder) is the source of this 4653-nucleotide messenger RNA. It is a transcript of the gene ankrd28b, whose product is annotated as ankyrin repeat domain 28b. The record is from RefSeq and is a predicted model, not a curated record. Bases 177 to 3335 code for a protein of 1052 amino acids. The transcript has 28 exons. NCBI's taxonomy places the organism in Eukaryota, Metazoa, Chordata, Actinopteri, Pleuronectiformes, Pleuronectidae. Gene Ontology annotation, molecular function: protein binding.